Guyanagaster necrorhizus is the source of this 936-nucleotide messenger RNA. Its product is annotated as TBCC-domain-containing protein. Gene Ontology annotation, biological process: post-chaperonin tubulin folding pathway; tubulin complex assembly. The transcript has 5 exons. Lineage: Eukaryota; Fungi; Basidiomycota; Agaricomycetes; Agaricales; Physalacriaceae. Bases 1 to 936 code for a protein of 311 amino acids. Gene Ontology annotation, molecular function: tubulin binding. Gene Ontology annotation, cellular component: cytoplasm. The record is from RefSeq and is a predicted model, not a curated record.
AUGUCUUCCGUCAGCACCGAGCAGCAAUGGUCCUUUUCCCAGCUAUUUUCUUCUGAAUUUUUGAAUGAUAAAACAGACCUCCAAAAUCGUAUAUCUGCGUGCAAGGAGGCUCCCUCCAUAUCGGACGAAACCAUUGCUGAACUGUUAGCUCGGUUCGCAAAGUUGACCAAGGAUCUAGCGGAUGCCGUGGGAUCACUGCCUGCUUAUGACCAGAAGGGGUACGGGAAUCAACUGAAAUCCAUCGAAGCUGCACUGGAGGGUCUGAGAAAGGCAUCUAAGCCAGUGUCCCGGUUUUCUUUCAAGAAACAGGCAUCUUUCAAUCAUUCUCAUCCUCUUCCGACCACCACCGUCGCCGUGGAACCUAUUUCUCAAGAACCCUCGCCAUCUCAAGCAUCAAUGCUGAACUUCAGCUCACGAUCUAAUGAACUUUUCACUGUUGACCUGUCCGACUUAUCUGCACGGGAUGUCAUGCUGUCAGAUCUAGCGAACUGUGUGGUAAAUCUUAUUUCACCUUCGGAAUUGACAAUCUCCGUCGUGCACGCUCAAAAUCUCCGGAAUGUCGUCCUUCUCCUACCCAUGAUACAGUCAAGUAUCAUGCUCCAUGAUUUGGACAACUGUGUGGUCGUCGUUGGGUGCCAUCAGUUCCGAAUGCACACAUCACGGACUGUUGACGUGUACCUUUCGAUACCCUCACAUCCAGUCAUUGAAAAUUGCUCUGGCAUUCGUUUCGCCGGAUAUCCUUCCGCUUUGCAGCGUGACAUACAGGUAUUGUCACGGAAAAGCAAACACUUAUCUGUCCAAGAUUUUUCACAUAUUAAAGCUACACCCUCCCCAAACUGGACUGUUUUGCCUGAAGACCAUCUACCCAUGUCCUGGCCCUUGGGCUCGACGACGGUUGGAGACUUUCUGACUUCCCUUUUGCCGUGCACUCGAUAA